UUCCAAAAGUCUCGACUGGAAAAAAAGUCAACAUUGCCCCUCCUCCUCCGCCAAAAAUAAAUUCAGCAUCGCCCAACUUCACGAUCCUUUGCGCUUUCCACGUCGCACCCUCGCGCAACACCACUCUCUGCAUACCGAAAGCUUCAUAAUCUCAACCACAAAAUAACCAAACUGCAAUCAUGGCUACCCCCACCCCAGCAACCUGCCAAUCCCAAUUCGAACAAGGCGUCGCCAUCUCCCUUCACCUCUGGCCCGCGCUCUCCCUCGCCGUCCAAAACAACUGGGGCGGUCCCGACUCCGCCGACAAGCGCGACUGGUUCGCCGGCGCCGUCGUCGACCUCUUUCCCGACCUGAACAAAGUCCUUGCUCCUCAAUCCCAACAAAAACAAGAAACGACGACACAAAAAUCCGGCGACGACCAUGAAGAAGCAACAGAAGAACCCGACCAGCUCGACAUCGAGACCGUCCUCCUGCAAGUGAUGUUGGACGAGUUCGAGGUCAACGUCGACGACGACUCGGCCUUCGAGGUGGCCGAGCAGAUCCUACGCGUGCGCCUGGGCUGCCUGAAGGGCAAGUUUGACGAGGUGGACGCGCUGCGCAGGCGGUUUGAGGGCAAGGGAGGCAAGAACGUGGUGUUCAAGAAGGCGGAGGACCAGGACAACGAUACCGACUGGGACACCGAUGAUGACGAGGAGGCCGACAGUGAUGAGGAGAUGGGCGAGGCGCCCGCGCUGGUUCCCACGCAGCCCAAGGAGAAGGUGGAGCCUGAGGUGGAUGAGGAUGGGUUCACCAAGGUUGUGGGCAAGAAGAGGAGGUAAACUGGGUUUUCAUCCGUCCAAACUUGAAGGUUGAGAAAGGGAGGUGGGAAGGGCUGUGUGACGGGAGGAUGAUUAUAUCCCUGGUUAGCCCCCGUUCACUGGACGAAGAUGAGGGCUGGUCAGGAUAAGAAGCAGAAGGGGGGCAAAUGAGGAAACGUGGGAGCAAUAAGCAACGGCAACUUGCUCUCCCAGGCUCUGCGCAAAGAGAUUUGCAGAAACAGGGUCUCAAUAUUGACGGUCACAACAUGCGGGCUCAUCUCACAUCACUCCGAAACCUUCAACCAU
Messenger RNA from Neurospora tetraspora, 1103 nucleotides. Its product is annotated as Pre-rRNA-processing protein TSR2-domain-containing protein. Gene Ontology annotation, cellular component: nucleus. The coding region runs from base 180 to 818 and encodes 212 amino acids. Lineage: Eukaryota; Fungi; Ascomycota; Sordariomycetes; Sordariales; Sordariaceae. The transcript has 2 exons. Gene Ontology annotation, biological process: maturation of SSU-rRNA from tricistronic rRNA transcript (SSU-rRNA, 5.8S rRNA, LSU-rRNA). The record is from RefSeq and is a predicted model, not a curated record.